AUGGAGAGCGCAGACCCCCUGGAUGGCCUUCGCGGCCUGUACCAGGAUCUUUCUGCUCUUUCUGACUCGUCCCUUGUCAACAUAGACCGACUCCGCGUCGAGCUGGAGACUCACAUCCAUGAUUUUAGGUCCCUGCUUGACAAGCCCACAAAGAGCAAUGGAAGCCGAAUGACUGUUCUUUCUGGAAAGAUCACAAUUGACGAUGUGGAAUUCAAAGUCAACGAUGACUUCCAGCAAGGCACACUUCAGGUCGCCGAUGCGCUCGAUCUCGACGAAUUGUUGGCGGCAUUACUAUUCUUCAGGGCCCAGGAUCCUUCUCAAGACUUUGAUAGACCUCCAGUGAUAACGGCCAUCAUAAAUUUCCACCAGCGCCGGAACUUCUUGCUCGAAUCGCUGCGCCUCAUUUUCCAGGAAUCGUUCGAGGUAGAGCGCGAAGCGACACAGGAAAUUAUGCAGGUGAUGCUGGCCCAUGUUGUUGAGAUUAAGGACGGUCAGCUACGGAACGCAUCGCUCUAUACACGGAAGUGCCUGAAAUCUAUGGAGGACAUCGAGAAGUGGCUGUCGCUUCUAAAUGACCAGAUCCAGAAAGCUUCAAUCGUAGGGGAGUCCGAGGAUCAGCUGGUCAUGGAAGCUAUAGAACUCCAGCGCUUCGCCUUGCUCCAACAGCACGAAUCUCUCGGCGCGAUCUUGUGCUACCUUUUCAAAGGGCCGUAUACAAGCUCAGAGGAUCUUAGGAUCCUGCUGAAACACCUCAGGAAGCUCGAUCGGUUCGACGGAGUACUUGUCCACUAUGUCCCGGCUAUCAUCGCUUCCUUCGUUCAGCACGGGUCCCCUGAGCGCUCGGGCAACUACACUGAAGCUCGGAGCCUGAAUACUGCCGUUAUCGCCACCAAAGAUGGCCAGAACUGGGCGCAUCAACCUUUUCACUCGGCAGUCAUUGCACUUUGGCUUGCAGUUUACAGUGCCUGGGAUUAUGACGGCCCGUCGUCCGCCCCACCCGGAGUUGAUCUUGAGAAGGAAGCCGAAGAACGUACGAAAACAUUCAUGACUGCUUUAGACGAUGGAGGACUGGAUCUGUUGGUUUCAAUAUGCUCUGGUGUGAGUGGUGAAGAAUGGGGCGACCCAGCUCGCAGCGAGUUAGUGACAAUGCUAUUGAGGGAAAGCGCAUCGUGGUUGAAAGAGAGUGGAUCGGCGACCCUUGACGCAUACUCGUGCUCGCCAUAUUUAAAAACACUGUUGAUGGAGAACUUUGAGGUUUUUGCGGAGUCGUGCAUCGCUAAUAUGCCGGAUGCUGUUCGAAAACUGAAAACCGAAGAGGACUUGCAGCGGCUGGAUCAGAUUACCGCACUUCGGGAUGGGUUGACCUCCAACAUUCAUCGCGAUUUAGUGGAGGCCCGGACGCAUCUCGAAUCGUUUCUGCUGAUUAUGGCUUUUGCUUUUGAAGGCCGGCCAGACGCAGCACAGGAGUUUUGGGCCGACCCCGAUGGCAACCUAUACGGCUUCCUUCAAUGGUCUUCCAAGCGACAGACUGUGCCUAGGGUUAGCGCCUUCUGCGAACUACUUUGCUCGAUUUCUGGAGGAGAAGACAAUGCUGCAGCUGCACACCGGUUUUUAAUGGAGGAAGAUAAGUUCAUGUCCGCGAAAUUCAAGCGGUCUGCAUCCAUGAAUUGGUCACAAAUGUUUGCUGAACUUAAGAUAUAUGCGACGAGGGUUACUGAAAAGCCGUCAACGGCGCCGGCCAUUCAACGCGCCAGAAAGUUGGAGCCGGCUGAUAUGAGUGAGCCGGAGAGCCCUGUUAUGCUUUCAUGCUACUUACGACUCGUGGGACACCUCUCCAGACAGAGCACUGCCGUCCGGGAAUGGAUGCUCCAUCACCCGACUUUCGACAUUGUCAGCACGCUAUUGACGCUUUGUAGUGGGCCUUUACCAUCUCACUUGCGGGCAACGGUUUUCCAGGCGCUUGCUGGUUUGAUGACCGACAGGAGCGCUGUGGAUGGCAAUGACAUGUGGCUUUCGGUGGACCAAUGGAUCUCGAGCGGAGCUAUGAGCGCCUCUGCACAUAACAAGGUGCCCCUUGCCUCGAAUCCGCUCAUUUGGCAUGAAAAGCAGGCAUUUGAGAAGAUCGGCGAGAGCUUCGACCAGGCUAACGCCUUCGUGGUUCUUAUACUCUCUCUCGUCUCCCCGGCCACUGAUUCAGCCGAGUAUCCCCUCUGGGUACCAUUUCCGGAAUCACUUGGCUCUUCCUAUCGUAUGCCCGGCAUCGAGCCCUACAUCGACUUCAUCUUGGGUCAAGCGCUCUCGAAAAAGAUCCCUGAGCUCAAUGAUCGCCAAUCCCGACUGCUCACUUACAACUCCUUGGACUUUGUCUUAACAUGCCUGAAGUCCUUCAAUGAAACCAUUGUCACUACGCUCAACGGAACAUCGGCUACAGCGGAAUCCAAUCCCAAAACAUCGACACUCCUCCAAUAUGUUCGCCUCCAUCCUUUCGCGCGCGUGGCCGAAUGGCUAUAUAACGAAGACGUAAUAAAGACUAUCUUUGCGACAGCGAACCAAGACAUUGCCGAAGUUUCGAGAGCUCCGCCUCACUCCAUCUUGGUAUCAUCCUUGGUUAAGAGCAUUGAGGUUAUGGAUUUGAUUAUCGAUCUCCAGUCCACCUAUUUCAAUAUCGUCCGACCAUUCAUCAAAUCACAACCUGGGAGCAGGCUCAAUGUCGCCAACUCUUCACUCUCCGCGUUUGAGGACUGCGUUCUGAACAACCUUCAAAUAAUCCCAAAACUGUGCUUGUAUUGCGGUACAGGCCACGAACAGCUUACGGUCUCUUCGUUAGCCCUGUUGGCCAAGCUGUCCAGCUCCACCCGUCUCAACAAGCUUUCUUCUCCCGAAUUGUCCAGGUGGCGUUCGUCGAAUAAGAUUGUGGAAGUUUUGAGCUCAGAAAACUUGGACAGCAUCUCUCUUCCCUUUAUAUCUCAGAUGGAGCCUGAAGUUAGGGAACUUGAUGCUGGACCGCUAGCCACGGGCUUCAUCGUACGUCAAAGUCUCAUGGGGCUUAUUAAUAGCUCUUUAAGUAUGAUCACAGACCGACCUACGGUCGCCCACUUGCUUCUUGGUUUUGGUAGUGUGGGGAACAUUCUCGACGUGCCUGCUGAUGGCUUGUUCUCCAAUGGAAGGUCUCUGCUGCACGCCAUCGUAGGUUUUGUGCAAAGUUAUCCUGACCAAGUCGAGGACAACAUCGUGCCGUGGAUGCUGCAUACAAAACGUACAGCCUUUGAGGUGUUGAAGCAUCUAUGGUCGUCCAAGCUCUCUUCGUACUUCACCCUAACGGAGAUGCGUGCUGCUGGCUUCCUUGUCGGCUUAUUUACAAGCCAGCCUUUGGUUGGGCCACACACCCUCUGGGAUGGCUUACCAGUUGCCGCAGAGCAAUUCUGGGUCUGUGACUCAACGGAUGCGCUUUCUGAAUUUCUGCUGUAUCGAAGUUAUCUUUUCGACUAUGCAGCAACGGAGAUCCGUUCUGCGGCAAAGAUCAAUUCACCCACCUUACUGGCAACUAUCCUAGCUACAUUGUUUGGGAGUUCUACUUCAGAUAACGGAACGACCAUCGCAAACCCGACGGUCUUUGACCUUUUUGACUUUGCGGACCUCGAUCUUCAGUUCCACGCUCGGCCGCCGAAUGUAGAAUACCUUAGCGGCCUCGACAUUGACAUGUGCGAGGACAAGGUAGAGGACGGCGCUAUGCUAUUAUAUAACGUUGACCAGGUGAAAGAACUCGUCAAAGCCAGAAGAGGGGAGCUACUGGCAAGUGGGGGGUUGCGUCCACAGGAUGAUGAACUGUUCAUGGCUGAGGCGGACAAUCUCAUUGAAUUCCUGCGAGCAAGAAAUCAAUCACGCCAAAUCAAUUUCAACCGGCACAUGGCACUCGGCUCCUGGGCCGAGCUACUGACCACGAUACUAAAGUGCUCCGAACUUGACGGAGGCCGAAAGUCAACAUUUAUCCUACACGCCAUUCAACUAAUCCUACCGAAGCUUGAGACUGCCAUCGAGGAUGACCUCCCAGAAGGCCUUGAUCUCGCCCGAUUAGCCGAAUUUCUGGUCGAGAGUCUAGAUACAGCACCAGCCAAAGUGGCCCCCUCCAGAAGAAACGGCGACCUAAUAGAUGAGAAACUCCAUCAGCUAUUCCAGAUCUGUGUGCGAGGUCUUAUCCUGUCCAAUGGGGGUGUCCAUCUGAAGGAGACUUUCCACAACAUUUGCUCAAUCUACGUUUCCCGAAUCGUCUCUCCUGGCACCGGGAACGAGAGCAUGAGACAGCACAGCCAGCAAGUAGUCCGAUCUGCGGGCCGCGCUCUGAUUGAGGCCAUUUGUGACGACGCCUAUACCGGUCAGGAAACUUGCCGAGUGGCAGCUGUUUUACUGCUCAAUUCUUUGGCCGCUCUGGAUAAACAGGCCGACGCGACUUUGGCUGAAUCGUUGGCCCAGUCUAACUACCUGAGUUUGUUCCUGGAUAGCAUUCGAGUAUUACCACUCGAGUUAAAGAAUGCUCCAGCCAGCGAUACACCUAUACUCUUAUCAUACUACCAGUCUUUGUUCUCCUUAUUGCAACAACUCUGUCAAACCAAACCCGGCGCGACCCACGUAUGGAAGGGUGGCCUUCUCCAAGCAGUGCAGGACUCACAGCUGUUUGCUGCGGAUCCUGAUCUUGGUAUCGAUAUUGACAACGCCGACGCCCUACGGAAAUACUACGAUCUACUCGACUCGGUCCUCCGUGUCAUUGUCACAGCGACGUUCUCUCGGGGGCUGCAGAACGAGCUGAUGAUCGAACAAAUUCGAACCUUUCUAACGGAGAACAGACAGAGCAUGGUCGGUGUAUUCAAGCGUUUUGCCAAGGUCGGAGGAUCCGGUGCCGCCGAUCAUCACGACGCGCUCACCAGCAUCGCGAAGUCAUAUACUGCCCUGGUCGCUGCCACAGACUUCUUAGAGGCUGAGGAGAGUGAAGUCGCGCAGCACAUUGGGCCGAAGCUGUUUGCAUAA
Molecule: messenger RNA, 5022 nt
Organism: Aspergillus mulundensis
Lineage: Eukaryota; Fungi; Ascomycota; Eurotiomycetes; Eurotiales; Aspergillaceae
Product: nuclear pore complex Nup192/Nup205 family protein
Exons: 5
Coding region: 1-5022 (1673 amino acids)
Biological process (GO): nuclear pore organization
Cellular component (GO): nuclear pore inner ring; nuclear pore
Molecular function (GO): structural constituent of nuclear pore
Source: RefSeq, a predicted model, not a curated record